CGGAAAACGUCUUACCACCAAGGAGUUCUUGUCUGUGUUUAGGAAAAGACUUAAGAAGGACCGCAAUAAGGAUAUCAUUACCGGUCUUCUGAAGAAGGUUGCACGACAUGUCGAUUCUGGUAAUCCAAAGGAGAAAUUGCUUGAACUCAAACCGGACUAUCAAUGAGUAAUUUACCCCAGUUGGCUCACUGUCUGCGCAAUUACCCCCCAUCCAUCUCGCAAGUUACCAUACUCGAAGAUUUCCGUUUUUUUUUUGUACAUUUUUUUUUCUUUCUAGCUGUAUGCCUUUCAUACAUCCGUUUUUUUUUUUACCAUCCAAUACAAUAGUUUCCAGCUUGGAUGCAGUUUCAAAGUAACUGAUUU
This is a messenger RNA of Umbelopsis ramanniana AG, 363 nucleotides long. RefSeq lists its product as uncharacterized. NCBI's taxonomy places the organism in Eukaryota, Fungi, Mucoromycota, Umbelopsidomycetes, Umbelopsidales, Umbelopsidaceae. The record is from RefSeq and is a predicted model, not a curated record. The transcript has a single exon. The coding region runs from base 163 to 327 and encodes 54 amino acids.